AUGGCCGGCGGCGGAAGCAGAUACCGGCACUUGAGUCGCAACUCUGCCCACCGACAGGCCCUGCUGCGGAAUCUAGUGACCUCGCUCUUCGAGCAUGAGACUAUCACAACGACAUGGCCCAAGGCCAAGGAAGCCCAGCGGCUUGCCGAAAAAUUGAUUACGCUGGGCAAAAAGAACACGGAACAGAGUCGAAGACGGGCCUUAGAGAUCUUCUAUAAACCCCACGAAAUCAUCCCUAAACUCUUUGGUCCUAUCCGUGAACGCUAUGCCGACCGACCGGGCGGCUACACGCGUGUGCUCCGGUGCGAACCCAAGGAAAAAUUCGAAUACUACUCCGUCGCGAAAGGCGACAAGAAAGCCCCUGUCCGCAAGCCGAACGACCAGGCCCCGAGCGCUAUCUUGGAGCUUGUUGACGGGCCAAGGGAUAUGCGGUUUGCCAUGACUGCGCGCGCGGUCGCCCGCCAGCGCUCGCGGGGCGAGCAGGACAUAUGGGGGUUGGCUGCGAUGAAUGUGCGCAAGGUAACGCGCUUCCGCAAAGACGGAGUGGAAGAACUUGAGAGUGCGAUCUCGAAAUUGGAGAUUGAAAAAGCGAAGAAAUCUGCAAAGGAGAGCAAAGCGGCCGAGAAGAACAAGGUCGCUGAGGCGGAUGAAGUGCACGCCCGACCCCAGAAGCCAUAA
This is a messenger RNA of Penicillium alfredii, 678 nucleotides long. RefSeq names its product mitochondrial 54S ribosomal protein bL17m. The record is from RefSeq and is a predicted model, not a curated record. Gene Ontology annotation, biological process: translation. Gene Ontology annotation, molecular function: structural constituent of ribosome. Bases 1 to 678 code for a protein of 225 amino acids. NCBI's taxonomy places the organism in Eukaryota, Fungi, Ascomycota, Eurotiomycetes, Eurotiales, Aspergillaceae. Gene Ontology annotation, cellular component: ribosome; mitochondrial large ribosomal subunit. The transcript is spliced from 2 exons.